AUGGCCUUCUACACGUCAAGGAUUUUUUCUUGGCUGCUUCUCAUCACCAUCGGCUUUGUCCUUUUCGCUCUAUGUGAAGAGCAUUUGAAAUUGAACAGCUGGGCCAAUUUCGGUGUGAAUUUUGAAACCAUCAUCUCAAAAUGGCAUCGUAAGGAAAACGCCACCAGUUCCAUUGUUUUAAAUGUCACAGACUUUACCAAACCGGUGACCUCAACACCCGUCACAGUCCUCAAGCACACGACAAAAAACAGCCCCACGCGUACCGUCGCCCCUGAGACCUCCAUGCCCAUCCUCUCCCCAAAAAACUUCUCCAAACUUCCUGUGUGGGAUUUCGAAGAAGUGUACAACCAGGAUGCUGCGCCCGUAACGAGAGGGUGCAAACAAACUCUGAGAAAUUCCAAAGAUGAGAGCUUCAAGAAAGCUUUCCUUCCCAACAUACGCUUAUACCUGCACAAAGAUAACAUCAACAUGAGCGAAUGGAACAGACUCUCCCAUUUUAACAAUCCUUUUGGCUUCAUGGGAUUCUAUCACAAUGAUGUGAUGUCCUCAGUUAAAUUAAUUCCAGAGCCAAAGGAGCCUCUGCUCUCCCCACAGGCAGGCAGCAAUGGUUGCAUCCACUGUGCUGUGGUCGGCAAUGCCGGCAUCCUAAAUGGUUCCAAAAUGGGGAAAGAAAUCGACGCACACGAUUACAUAUUUCGAAUGAACGGCGCCGUCACUGAGGGAUACGAAGAGGACGUGGGGAAUAGAACGUCCGUGUAUGUCCACACGGCACAUUCCAUCACCAUGUCAUUGUAUUUGUUCAAAAAAUACGGCUACAAGUCUGCGCCCCAUGAUGAGGGCAUCAAAUAUGUAAUGAUUCCAGAGGGAAUGAGGGACUUCCAGUGGCUCCAAGGACUCCUUAGAGGAGAAAGGGUGUCACGGGGCCCUUACCAUAACCAAAGGCCGCGCACAUACUACUCAGGGCAAUACAACGAGAGCCGCUUCUACGUCCUUCAUCAGGACUUUCUGCGAUAUGUGCGCAACAGGUUUUUGAAGUCUCCAAAUCUAAAUAAGACUUUCUGGGCAAUAGUCCGACCAACCAAUGGUGCUUUUGCACUCUUUCUGGCUCUUCACACGUGCGAUACAGUCGACGCAUAUGGCUUCAUGACGAGAGAUUACGCCAAGUAUUCCAACUACUAUUACCAAAAGCACGACAAGAGCCGAGUCAUUUUCUACGCCAACCACGACUACAUGAUGGAAAUGGAAACGUGGGAAAAAUUACACAACAGCAAAAUUAUACGACUGUAUCAAAGAAGUGAAAACCGAGCGCCUUAA
Nerophis lumbriciformis (worm pipefish) is the source of this 1314-nucleotide messenger RNA. The record is from RefSeq and is a predicted model, not a curated record. Lineage: Eukaryota; Metazoa; Chordata; Actinopteri; Syngnathiformes; Syngnathidae.